Messenger RNA from Physcomitrium patens, 1774 nucleotides. RefSeq lists its product as uncharacterized. The record is from RefSeq and is a predicted model, not a curated record. NCBI's taxonomy places the organism in Eukaryota, Viridiplantae, Streptophyta, Bryopsida, Funariales, Funariaceae.
GGUUUUCUUGAAUUUAUGGCGUUGAAUCCGCCACGGCAAGGUCUUCUGUUUAUAAACCUCUCUAAGCAAGCGCAAAUCAUCGUCUCAUGCAUUUUGGUUCAGUCCCCGACUACUUGUGAAAUCGUGCUUCAUCUCAAGCUCCACUGCUUCUUCUGCAUACACUGCCUUACUGCCAUGGCGAGUAUCCAGCACGGGAUGUCUGCGGCCUUGUCGAUUGCUGCGAUGGUGUUGUUGCUACUCUUUGCUGGGGCUGCUGAUGCUACGGCUUGCCCAAAGGGAUACAAGGAUUGCGACAAGAAUUACAAAUCCAAUAAGUGCGAGACCAAUACCCUCUCAGAUAUCAACAACUGCGGCGACUGUGGAGCCAAGUGCCCAGUCUACCCAUACGCCACAUCCACAUGCAGGGAAGGCAAGUGCGUAUUCACUUGUAAGGCAGGGUGGAAGAACUGCAACAACAAGUGGAGCGAUGGAUGUGAGACAGAUGUGGGCAAGGACAUCAACAACUGCGGCGGAUGCGGCACCAAAUGCAACCUUAACGUACCCUGGGCGACGACUAAGUGCAACAAUUGCAAGUGUGAGAACACCUGCAAGGCCGGGUGGAAAGAUUGCAACAAGGACCUGAAGGACGGUUGCGAGGUCGAUGUCGGCAAGGACGUGAACAACUGCGGCGCAUGUGGGACGAAGUGCAAGACCGUGCCGAACGCUUCAACCAAGUGCAGCAACCACAAAUGUAUGUACACUUGCAACUUCGGGUGGAAGAAUUGUAACAAUGACUGGACUGAUGGAUGUGAGACGGAGGUUAGCAGGAACAUCAACAACUGCGGCGGCUGUGGGAGCAAAUGCAACAGCGUAGUGCCGUAUACUUCCACGAAGUGCAGCAACCAGAAAUGUGAGUAUACCUGCAAGGCCGGGUGGAAGGAUUGCAACGGAGACAUGAAGGAUGGCUGCGAGACUGAUGUGGGCAAAGACCUGAACAACUGCGGCGGAUGUGGCAAGAAAUGCAAUGACGUCCCGAAUGCUUCCACGAAGUGCAGCAAUUACAAAUGCGAGUAUACUUGCAAUGACGGCUGGGCGAAUUGUAACGGCGACUGGACCGAUGGGUGUGAGAUUGAUGUUACCAUGGACGUUGACAACUGCGGCAGCUGUGGGGCGAAGUGCAACAACGUUCCUUAUUCUAAUGCCACUUGCAGCGAUCAGACCUGUGUAUAUACCUGCGAGGAGGGGUGGGGCAAUUGCAAUGACGAUUGGGAGGAUGGCUGUGAAGCUGACCUUGGGAAUGACAUCGACAACUGCGGUGCAUGCUCAACCGUGUGCGAGAAACCCAAAUUCUUUGGCGGUGAAGCUAAAUGCUCGGACGGCAGCUGCGACAAGAGAUGGUGCAUCAAGGGAAUGAAGUUUAGUGACGAGAAGAAAUGCUGUGUCGAGGAUUGGUGGCCCUUUGGCCUUGGUCACGGCGACAAGUAGAGGUUCUCUCAUCUCUCUUCAGUCCCCAAAAAAAUGGCCCCACACAGCUGCAAAACUCCUCGUCCAAUUGGCAGCAAUACGAAAUAUUGCAGAAGUUCCUCCGAGGGUAGUGUGAGCACUUGGAGCUCACCGGAGUUCAUGAGAAUGAUUCCCAAACGUUAUUUAUUGAAUUAGUCCUCUUCGACAUCGAUGAAGUGAACGGACAUUAAUACUAGGAAUAUUAACCGUCCGUCUCAACGGAUACUUCUAAUGACUGAUUUUGUUACAUUCGCAACUGAGAUUAUUUAUAUUCAAUUUGGGAUUUCAAAAC